Molecule: messenger RNA, 2144 nt
Organism: Zingiber officinale
Lineage: Eukaryota; Viridiplantae; Streptophyta; Magnoliopsida; Zingiberales; Zingiberaceae
Product: trihelix transcription factor GTL1-like
Exons: 3
Coding region: 1-1833 (610 amino acids)
Source: RefSeq, a predicted model, not a curated record
AUGCAGCAGCAGGCACCGCCGGGGCCGCCGCGGGCUGCGGCGGCGGCGGACGGAGCACCGCAAUUCCCUACCUUGGCUCCAUUCCCGAGCUGCCUGCCGCCGCCGGCAGAGGCGGUCUCUCCGAUCAGCAGUCGCGCGCCGGACUCGGGCAUGGUGAACUUUGACGCGGCUGGGUACGCAAUCGACGAGGAGGCGCUCGCCGGCGGCGCGCCCGGCAACCGCUGGCCGCGGCAGGAGACGCUGGCGCUGCUCAAGAUCCGCUCCGAGAUGGACGCCGCCUUCCGGGAAGCCACAUUCAAGGGCCCCCUCUGGGAGGAGGUCUCCAGGAAGCUAGCGGAGUUGGGGUACAAGAGGAGCUCGAAGAAGUGCAAGGAGAAAUUCGAGAACGUGCACAAGUACUACAAGCGCACCAAGGAAGGCCGCGCCGGCCGGCAGGACGGCAAGGCCUACCGCUUCUUUAGCCAGCUGGAGGCCUUGCAUAACAACGCCGCCGCCGCCGCGCCGACGGGGCAUGUUUCGUUUAGGAUGCAGCCGCAGCCGGUCUCCUCCGUGUCCGUCCCGUUGCUCGGCCCGCAGCAGACAGUGUUAGCCUCUGCUCCUGCGGGCCCGGUGGGGAUUGACGGCUUUGCUUGGAAUAAUUCUUCGUCGUCGUCGUCGGGGCCGGAAUCGGACGACGAGGACACGGAGGAUGACGGCGUGGAAGGGGAAGGAAGGAAGCGGAAGCGUCGGGGCGGGUCGAGGAAGAUGAUGGCCUUCUUCGAGGGGUUGAUGAAGAGGGUGACGGUGCGGCAGGAUGAGAUGCAGCGGCGGUUCCUAGAGGCGAUCGAGAAGCGGGAGCAGGAGCGGAUGAUCCGCGAGGAAGCGUGGCGGCGGCAGGAGAUGGCGAGGUUCGGCCGCGAGCAGGAGCUGCUAGCCCAGGAGCGCGCCUUGGCCGCCUCCCGGGACGCCGCCGUCAUCGCCUACCUCCAAAAAAUCACCAGCGUUGCCCAAACCACAUCGCCUCCCCCGCCACUGGUCUCCGCUGUUGCCCUCGCGACGAUUCCGAUUUCCGUCACGGAGACUCUGCCGCCUACGCCGCAGCCGAUACCUCAGUUGCAACCCACGCCUUCAAAAAAGAAGCCGGCGCCGCCGGCAGAGGAGGGCGGCGUUGGGAGCCUGGAGCCGCCGUUGUCGUCUUCGAGGUGGCCGAAGGCGGAGGUGCACGCGCUGAUCGACCUGCGGAGCCGGCUGGAGGUGCGGUACCAGGAGGCGGGGCCGAAGGGGCUGCUGUGGGAGGAGAUCUCCGCCGGAAUGCGGAGGCUGGGCUACGACCGGAGCUCCAAGCGGUGCAAGGAGAAGUGGGAGAACAUCAACAAGUACUUCAAGAAGGUUAAGGACGGCAACAAACGGCGGCCGGAGGACGCCAAGACCUGCCCCUACUUCCACCAACUGGAAGCCCUCUACCGAAGGAAGCAUCACGGUGAGGCCGGAGUCAUGGCAUUUCCUCCCCCGGCGCCUCCGCCUCCGCCGGCGGCCGAGACCGCCGGAGGAAAUUCUCAGCCACUACUACCAACUAAUAAUAACGAAGGAACAUUGAGAAAGGCGGAGGAAGAGGCCGUGAAAGAUCUGAUGGAGCAAACCCAACGGCAAAGCCUGGACCUCGACGAGUACGACAGCGAGAACAUGGAGCAAGACGACGAAGAAGAUGUCGACGACGAGGAUGACGACGAAGACAGCAAGAUGCAGUACAAGAUACAGUUUCAACAACACAACGUCAGCGGCCCCGGCGGGAGUACUUCGACGGCGGCUCCGCCGCCGUCGGCGCCAGGCUCCUUCUUGGCGAUGGUUCAGUAGCACCACGCCGUUAAUUAAUUCAUCAAUAGCUAUCAUCUUCUAGGUAUAAUUGAUUGGACCUACUGAAUCAAUUUGUUCAAUAUGUAUAUCCAAAUUGGUUGCGGAAUAAAGGUGUCGGAAUGUAUCUCCGGCGAACCUCCUGCGGCGGCGAUGGCCGGAUUAAUGGAGUAAUAAUUAAUUGUGCUUUCAUCGAGAGAGAGAGAGAGAGAGAGAGAGAGAGAGAGGGGAGAUAGAUCAUUUGGCAUCAAUUAAGUGUGUACAUUUAUUGAAACUAAGAAUUAGUUGAUGAUUAAGAGGAAUUUUAGACCAAA